UUCUCUUGCUCUCUCUCUCAUGUCUCUUGUUCUUCCAGUGGACUAACUAAGAAUAUCCAGCUGACUACUUCAGACUGAGUCCAGUUGACUACUUCAGAGUGAGUCAGAGAGUUUUUGGUCGCAGCUCCGUGUGUGAGGAGAGCAUGCCUGUGCGUCCAGCGAGCGGCAAACAUGAACCCCCCCAAACUCCACAGCAGCAGCAGCAGCAGCAGCAACAGCAGUCUCCUUCAACACACACACACGCACGCACACACACACACGCACACACACACACACACACACUCGCUCUCCAGCAGCAGCAGCCGCCGCCGCUGCCGCCGCACUGCCAAGCCAACGGCAGACAGGGGGACAGCUCAGACGGUUCCCACGACGACGGUCGCCGUGCGCCGGCCGGGCUGAUGGAGGAGUUGCCGAGCAACACGGUGGUGGUCCGCAUCGGGAUCCCCGACCUGCAGCAGACGAAAUGUAUGAAGUUUAACGUGGCGGCUCCCAUCUGGCUGUCCAAGCAGCGCAUCCUGUGCACACUGAACCAGAGCCUGAAGGACGUGCUCAACUACGGCCUCUUCCAGCCCGCCCACAACGGCAAGGCCGGCAAGUUCCUGGACGAGGAGCGCAUGCUGAGGGACUACCCGCUGCCCUCCCUCACCUCUGUGCCCUACCUGGAGUUUCGCUACAAGAGGCGCGUGUAUACCCAGACGCACCUGGACGACAAGCAGUUGGCUAAACUACACACCAAGGCAAACUUGAAGAAGUUUAUGGAAUAUGUUCAACAGCGGAUUAUUGAGAAAGUGUCCAAGUUCCUGGAGCGAGGCCUCGACCCUAACUUCCACGACCCGGACUCAGGAGAGUCUCCCUUAACUAUGGCGGCCCAGCUGGAGGGGUGUGCUGAGCUCAUCAAGGUUCUGAAGAGCGGAGGAGCCCACCUGGACUACCGCACCAAGGAGGGAGUCACCGCCCUGCACAAGGCCGUCCGCACCAAGAACCACACCGCUCUCAUAACCCUGCUGGACCUGGGAGCGUCUCCGGACUAUAAGGACAGCCGUGGCCUGACGCCCCUGUACCACAGCGCCAUGGUGGGGGGAGACCCCUACUGCUGUGAGCUCCUGCUGCACGACCACGCCCAGGUGGGCUGUGUGGACGAGAACGGCUGGCAAGAGAUCCACCAGGCAUGUCGCCAUGGCCACGUGCAGCACCUGGAACACCUGCUGUUUUAUGGAGCCGAAAUGAGCUCCCAGAAUGCCUCGGGGAACACUGCCCUCCACGUGUGUGCCCUCUACAACCAGGAUAGCUGUGCCAGGGUGUUGCUCUUCAGAGGAGCCAACAAAGAGAUCAAGAACUACAACAGCCAAACUGCCUUCCAGGUGGCCAUCAUUGCUGGGAAUUUUGAUCUGGCAGAUAUUAUUAAGAAUCACAAAGCAUCAGAUGUUGUGCCUUUCAGGGAAACCCCGUCGUACACCAACCGACGCCGCGUGACCGGCACCCUGACCUCGCCGCGCUCGCUGCUCUCCCGCUCGGCCUCCGACAACAACCUGAACGGAGACGGCCCACGUCCGGCCCACUCGCCCGUCCCCUCGCUGCGCAGCCUGCCCCCCCUGGCACAGCCGCCGGGCACCGGCCCCGACCCCGCCGACGGCAGUCUGCAGAGCACCGGCAGCUCCCGCUCCUCCCACACACACACGCACACACACACACGCUCGCCCUCGCUGCAGCGCGUCUCCGAGGAGCCCGACAAGCACACGCUGCGCCGACACCCGCACGGGCACAGCCGCGGACGCCUCAGCCCCGGGUCGGUCCAGAGAGAGCCCAGCCCGCCCCCCCCGACCCCCGCCGCCCCCUCGGGCGCCCGCGGACCCAAACGGAAACUUUACAGCGCCGUCCCGGGCCGCACCUUCAUCGUGGUCAAGCCCUACGCUCCGCAGGGGGAGGGCGAGAUACAGCUGAACCGCGGCGAGAGAGUCAAAGAAACCCGGGAAGACCGCACUAAGAGGCUGUUCAGACACUACACUGUGGGCUCCUACGACAACUUCACCUCUUACAGUGAUUACAUCAUCGAGGAGAAGGAUGCUGUGCUGCAGAAGAAGGACAGCGAAGGAUUCGGCUUUGUGCUACGAGGAGCCAAAGCUGAGACUCCUAUCGAGGAGUUCUCCCCCACCCCUGCCUUUCCUGCCUUACAGUAUCUGGAGUCCGUCGACGUGGAGGGAGUGGCUUGGAGGGCAGGCCUACGCACCGGGGACUUCCUUAUAGAGGUGAACGGGGUGAACGUGGUCAAGGUGGGCCACAAGCAGGUGGUGUCUCUGAUCCGGCAGGGCGGCAACCGGCUGCUGAUGAAGGUGGUGUCCGUCAGCCGCAAGGCCGAGUCCGAGGAGGUGGUGCGCAAGAAAGCCCCCCCACCCCCUAAGCGAGCCCCCAGCACGACUCUCACACUGCGCUCCAAAAGCAUGACUGCUGAACUUGAGGAACUGGCCUCAGCUAGGAGGAGGAGAGGAGAAAGGCUCGAUGAAAUGCUAGCGUCUCAGGAGGCUAGUCUGAGACCUCAGGUUGAAGCUGAGUACAGAACAGCAACGGUUAAGCAGAGACCAACCAGCCGCCGUAUCACACCAGCAGAGAUCAGUUCCCUUUUCGAGCGGCAGGGUUUGGCUCUGCAUGGAGCGCUGCACCCCGGCCUGGACAGACACAUACAGCUGACUAAAGGCAUGCCCCGUACCAACAGCUUCGGAGCGACAGAGGAGGACCGUUUAUCAGCGCUGGCGGCGGAGCACCGGUUUCCUCGGAGCUCGUCGAUGACGGACACGCUGCGCGAGUCCCACCAUCCCGGCAUCCCGCCCCCUCCCCAGACGGCCCCCCCUCCUCCCCCCUCCCUCUACUACCUGGACACGGGGCCGCCCCCCGCCUUCUGCCCCCCACCCCCACCCAGCCGCCUCCACGACCCCUCGCGUUCCGGCUACCGCCCCGGGUCCGACCCCCGCCUGCACGCCAUCGGCCUGCCCCCCGGGGUUAGCGCCAUUAGCGGUAGCGGCUACGGGCCGACCCCCAUCUUCUCCCGCUCGUCCACCUCGCCGGGCCCCCCGCACCACCAUCCACCGCCCCCCCACUCCGAGCGCCAGAAGAAGGCCCACUCCAUGAUCCUGCUGCAGGACUCCCAGCACCUGUCCAUGGACCCCAGCGGCCUCCCGCGGCAGGCCCUGGCCCAGGCCCCCACCACGCCGCCCGACAAGCUCAAGCGCAAGAGCGGCCGCGUCAUCGACAACCCUUACGCCAACGUGGGCCAGUUCAGCCUAGGCCUCUUCACCCCCCCGACGCCCUCCAAGCCCCAGCGACGGAAGAGCCCACUGGUCAAGCAGCUGCAGGUGGAGGACUCAAUCCAGGAGCGGGCGUCUCUGGCACUGGGCUCAGCACACGGGCAUCACCGGGAGCUGUCGCCCACGGGCAGACUGGCGCCACACCACACCAGCCGGGUGGAGUUCUAUCAGCAGCAGCUGGCAGCCCAGGAGGAGGCGCUGCUGCAGGUCAGCCGCUCCCGCGCGGGGCGAGGCCCGUUUGCGGCAGCCAUUGCCGGCGCGGUGAAGGAUCGUGAGCGGCGGCUGGAGGAGCGGCGCAAGUCCACCGUCUUCCUGUCCGUGGGCACCAUGGAGGGCAGCAGCAGCGGCGCGCCGGCGGAGCCGAUGGCGGGCGACGUGCCCUCGCUCAUCCAGUCGCGCUCCAUGGACGAGCGCAUGCUGACCCGCGACCAGAUGACGACGCCACCCGCCCUGGCCCUGCGCCCCCCCACGCACUCCACGGGCACCACCUUCAUCCACCCGCUGACGGGCAAGCCGCUGGACCCCAACUCUCCGCUAGCGCUGGCGCUGGCCGCACGGGAGCGGGCGCUCAGCUCGCAGGCCCAGUCGCCCGCCACCAGCCCCGAGCCCCGGGCCACGCUCGACUUCCACCCCGAGCACGCACACACCAAAGAGGCGGAGCAGCGGGCGGCCAGCGCGGGAGGCGGAGGGGAGGUGGGCGGCCGAGACUCGCCCUCCUCGUCUUUCUACUCGGCGGCGGGCAGCAAGGUGCAGUGGGCGUCGCCCGCGUCUCUGCGGCGGGAGAUGAUGGAGGAGCGGCGGGAGGAGCGGGCGGAGCGGGCGGAGGACAAGAAGAGCAUGCUCAUCAGCGUCAUGGACACGUCGCAGCAGAAGACCGCCGGCCUCGUCAUGGUCCACGCCACCAGCAACGGCCAGGCCACGGGGCUGGUGCCGGCCGACCCCGCCCGAGCCGCCUCGCCCGCCGAACCCAAACCCGCUACGUCGGCGCCGAGUCCCGAUGCCGCCGCUGCUGCUGCUGCUGCUGCGGGCACCUCCACCCCGACCCGUACGCCCACCCCCACCUCCGCGCCCACGACGACCCCCCCUCAGGCCCCGCCCAGCCCGGCCUCGGAUAAGACGCUGGCGCAGGGCAGCUCGGAGGAGGACGUGGACGCCUACGGGGGCGUGGGCCUGCCGCCGGCCAUGCUGUCGUCCAGCGACGAGGAGACGCGCGAGGAGCUGCGCAAGGUCGGCGUGGUGCCGCCUCCCAACGAGUUCGCCAACGGCCUCCUGGCCAAAGAGCAGGCUGUCACCGCGGCGACCACGUCACCCACGGCGACCAAACCCCUCCCGGCCAAGACCCCCGCUGCUGCGCCUGUGCCCUCUGCCACACCGCUGGCCCCCAUCGGCACGGCAACAGCAGCCGGUGUAGCCCCCACCCCAACGCUCACCCCCACCACCACCGCCGUCUCAGGGAAGCCUCCGGAAGGCCAGCUGGUGGCAGCAGAGUCGGCGGCGGAUUCGGGCGUGGAGGAGGUUGACACGCGCAGCUCCAGCGACCACCACCUGGAGACCACGAGCACCAUCUCCACCGUGUCCAGCAUGUCCACGCUGUCCUCGGAGAGCGGCGACCCCACCGCCGACACCUACAGCUCGCACGCCGACGGACACACCUUCGUCCUCGACAAGCCACCAGUGCCUCCCAAGCCAAAGCUCAAGUCCCAGCUCAGCAAGGGGCCCGUUACCUUCAGGGACCCGCUGCUCAAGCAGUCGUCCGACAGCGAGCUGCUGUCCCAUCAGCAGGCCUCCGCGCUGGCCGCCGUCGCUGCACAGGCCUCCUCCGCCUCCGGCCUCGGCCUCGGGCUCGGGCUGGGCCUGGCUCUGGGCCCCGGCCCCAGCCGGCCCCGCUACCUCUUCCAGAGACGCUCCAAGCUGUGGGGGGACAGCGGGGAGACGAGGGGGGGCGGCGGCGGCAGCCCCAGCCCCGAGGAGGGCAAGCCCACUGUGAUGAGCGAGCUCAGCUCACGCCUGCAGCAGCUCAACAAGGACACGCGCUCGCUGGGCGAGGAGCCGCUCGGCGGAGCCGCUGGCGCACUCGACCCCGGCAGGAAGUCGCCUAUCUCCGGCGCCAGACUCUUCAGCAGUCUAGGCGAGCUCCACACCAUCUCCCAGCGGAGCUACGGCACCACCUACACCAUCCGGCCCGGCAGCCGCUACCCGGUGACCCGCCGCACGGCCAGCCCCGGCGGGGGCUCGCCCGACCGCUCCCCGGACCCGCUGGCGCCGCUGCGCUCCUACGGCCUGUCCACCUCGCCGCCCCCGUCCUCCUCCUCCAUGGCCUCCAUCGCCCACCACCCGCCCCACACCAUCCUCAAGUCCUCCAGCCUGUCGCUGCCGCACGAGUCCAAGGAGGUGCGCUUCGUGAUGCGCAGCGCGAGCGCCAGCGGGCGGAGUCGCUCGCCGUCGCCCUCGCCCGCCGGAGGCGGCAGUGGGCUGGGCUCGCCGCUGCUGCUGGCGCUGCGGCCCUUCCACCAGAAGCCGCUGCACCUGUGGAACAAGUACGACGUGGGCGACUGGCUGGAGAGCAUCAACCUGGGCGAGCACCGCCAGCGCUUCCAGGAGCACGAGAUCGAGGGCUCGCACCUGCCCGCGCUCACCAAGGACGACUUCGCCGAGCUGGGGGUCACGCGCGUCGGACACCGCAUGAACAUCGAGCGCGCGCUCCGACAGCUGCUGGAGAGUUGACCCCUCCCCGACCCUCCCCCCCGCCACACACACCCCCCAUUGCAAAAACCUUCAGAACGCCGGCCACCUCCCACACACACACACACACACACACAUGGAGUCCCAGCCCCGCUAGCAAAUCGCUGCCCCUUCUUAAUUGGCUGCUUUCCCUUCUUCUUUUUCCCGCUCCUUCUCUCUUUUGGCCAUCAGCCAAUCAGAGAGAGUUUGCCUAACUGGAUGUUGCAUGAUCUUAGAAGGGUAACCGUGGUGACCGUAGCUUGUGUCAUUCCCUAUAGGACACUAUAGCUUAGCCUCAUCCACACCUGCUUUCUCUCUAUCCCUCUCUCUCUCUCUCUCUAUUUCUCUAUCCCUCGCUCUGCCACCGCAGCCGCUGAAGCUCUGACCUGCUUGACCAGACCACUGAGGGUCUCGUUGAAGGAGAAUUCAGUUGCCUUUCAGAGUAUUUUUUUACAAAGCCCAGCACUGGUGGACACAUUGAACUGGACUGCUGUGUGUGUGUGUGUGUGUGUGUGUGUGUGUGUGUGUGUGUGUGUGUGUGUGUGUGUGUGUGUGUGUGUGUGUGCGCUGCCUCUGGUACGACGCGUACAUGUGUGUGUGUGUGUGUAUGUGUGUGUGUGUGUGUGUGUGUGUGUGUGUGUGUGUGUGUGUUAGCUGUGCGAGUGUGUGUGAGGGCUGACCACUGUCCUCACACCCUCUCCUGUGGCCAUGGCGAGUGCAUCCAGAGAAUGUUUAACCAACACUAGUGGCUUUUUCAUAAUCAGAUGUUUGCUUUGGAGUUCCAGAGAGACUGUGAGAGCAGAUUUGAUCCCUCGUGUACUUAGAGAGCUUUGAGAACGGAGUGAUGGGACGAAAGGAGAGAAACAACAGACCACGACACAAAUCAAACGAACUGAGAGAAAGAGCUCAGUCUCCUGCUUCUAGAUGAAGAGUAGAAGACAACUGUUUAUUCCACUGAUAAUUAACUCAUUUUUACCAGUUAUAUACAUACAUAUAUAUACAUAUAUAUUUGAAAGAAAAGAAGUAUAUAGAUAUAUGAUUAUAACAUUUUGUCAUAAAUAUAUGAAAAGAAACUUAUAUAUGGUAUUAUACAUUAAUAUAAAAAAGGCUACUAUGAACAUGAAUUUUCCCAAUGGUCAUCCCUUUCUGGACCGAAGCAUGAAAACUUGCAUCAGUUGUUGAUAUGUUGACAGAUUUGGAUUUGAUUUUAUUUACUGGCUUUGUUUGAUUGUAUUUGUUUGUUUGUUUGUUUUUGUGAAACCUUGUCUUCCGUCUCCCUUGAGGGUGUCCCAAAGUGACGCCACAGUGAACUCUGACCUCUAAUGACCUCAUAGCCUCUUGGCGGCUGGGUGUGUUGCCGUGGAGAUACGCGUCGUCAGUGAAGUGCCCUUUACCAGCACGGCAUAGAGGAGACGGACACACACUCCACACCACUCAGCCCAGCUCAGCCCUCCUCUCUCUCUCUCUCUCACACACACACACACACACACACACACACACACACACACACACACACAUGGGAGACUGGGUGAGGGCUGGAGAAAGAGUCCUGCAAUAACCAAGGAGCCUUCUGAGCCGAGGAGAAGGAGAUAAUACAAGACUGCGUAUGAGCCUCUGCACACACACACACACACACACAAACAUACGCACGUGCACACACACAUCCACACCCACAUGCAAACACACACCACAUACGAACAUAAACACACACAUAUUCAUGCACAAACACUCUUAUAUACAAACACACUCAAACAUAUUCUCCUCCACUGUUCUUUCUGACCUGUUCAUAUACCUUCCAACACACACACACACACACACACACACACACACACACACACAUGCACACUAGGGCAUGAGAUCUCCUGUGGCACUAGAGGCUGCCUCAGAAGGGUCUAAACACACUCCAGACCUGAUCUGCAGAGGCCACUGUGAGUGGCCAAUUCAUUUGGGCUAAAUUAUACCUUUAAUAACACGCUUUUUUGCUUUUCCAAUUAUUGUUAUUAUUGUUUGUGGUCACUUAUGUUGUUUUUAUUUUAUUUUUUUCUUUUGUUUUGUUCCCAUGGUUGGAUUUUGUAGCUUGUGAAAUCUAAUGCUAUAGAGGAUGACUUUUUUUAAACGGUUCACCUAGUCUGAAUUUUAGAAUGAUCAAAUCAGCAGAAAAGAAGGAGAUCUCCUCUGAAAACUACUUACAGCUGUAUAUAUGGACAGAAAUGACAAAUAUUUGCUUUUUAUAUCAAUUACAAGCAAUGUAUAUACAAUAGUUUUCAUAUAAAUUUUUAAAAGUAAAAAAAAUAUAUAGAUCUAUAUAUGAAUGUUUGGCAUAUAUGCAUAGUUACCCACCUGUGGAAAAGGGGGAAGAUUUUAUUCUUUCUACGAACUCUGAUUUAGGGGAUGAUUUGCACAAAAUAAGGUGCUAGCAUUCAAGCCAUCCAUCGUCAAAGCGCUAACAUCCUGCCAUGUCCCGCCUCCUACUGUUCAGAAACACACACACACACACACACACACACACACACACACUCACAUGCAUCCACACUCUCUCACAAACACACACACCCUCUAUGCCACGCCUGUUGACCUCUCAUCCCACAUAGCUCUGUUCCCUUCUGUGAUUGGCCCUGACUGCUUUCAUCUCUGCGUCUCAUUGGCCAUCACUAAAAUGUGACUCCCAGGGUCCCACCACCCUGAUCAUCAUGAGAGGUCACUGGCCGAUACCGGCGGCUGGGCAGUUCCAGCUCGCAAGCUCCGUGUCUCUCGUGGGUGUUCACAAGAGCUUCAGAGUUCCCACUUUCAGGCAACACCAAGUCCCAACGCACUUCAUUCAGAAAGCAUGGGAACUCUGCUUUCUUCCUCUCAAUCACCAUUCAUGACCUGGCAUGAACCUGUCAGCGUGUGUGUGUGUGUGUGUGUGUGUGUGUGAGUGUGUGUGUGAUAUGGCGAGUGUGUGUGUGUGUGUGUGUGUGUGUGUGUGUGUGUGUGUGUGUGUGUGUGUGCCUUUGCCCCCUGUGACUGAAGCUCUCUACUUUGUAGCUAUGGUCAUAUGAGCCCCCCCCCCCCUAUAUCAGCUAGGGCACAAACACACACACACACACACACACACACACACUUCCUCGUAUGUAGUGUACUCCGCCCCUGACCACCAAUAGAACUGUGAUCCCACAUCAGCAUCCACCCCACGCCACCCCACCCCACUCAAUCCACUCCAUCAGUAACUCCACAUGCUGUGAGCAUAAGCAUCCAUUGCCAAGGAAACCGUCUCAUGCCAUGUGUGUGUGCCUCUGACUGUUUUCUGGAGGCUUGGUCCUUUGUUUGUUUGUUUGUUUGUUUGGCUGUGAUAUAGACUGCACCUCCUGCUGUGACUUUACACUCCUCACAGCGACACUGUGGCUCAUCCUCCCUCAUCACCACACACACACACACACACACACACACACACACACACACACACAGCACACACACACACACACACUGGCGGCCAUCUUGAGCCCCUCCUAUGUGGUGCUCUGCUAUGUAACUGUGACUCUAUGCUGUUGCCAUGGUGAAGGCUGUAGGGAAGAGAGCACACAGCAGCCGGUCCCUGGACCUGUCUGGGCCGGACGUGGGCCACAUUUUGGGGCCAGAGAAAACUACCAUCAGGGAACCCAGAGCUCACAAGAGCAGCGGCUGCCCCAUGAAUACCCCCCCCCCCCCCCCCAUGCCCCAUUAACAACCCCUACGCCCCCUUAACAACCCCCUUGCCCAGACACAACCAGUCGCCCAGCAUCAGGACCACUAGCCUCCCGGCUGACUGACCUUAAAGACCAUCAGACCACAACUCACCUCCCUUAACAAUCACCACUAAACUCCCAACGUCAGGACCUCUGACUGCCCCAACACACGCCCUGCCCUGUCAGCUGACACACACUCGCAAUGUCCGAGCCAGUCCAACAGGUGGCGUGAGUCCACCAGCUGCAGACCACCGCACAGAGGCUCAGACACAGGUGACAUAUUGGCCAUCCAUGUGAUAUGUGUUUGACUAUAGCACACCUGCCCUUAACCUACAUGGGGACAAGUAUCUAUGAGGAGCUCAGUGUUCAGAUCACCCUAAAUACCGCCCUGCCCCCCUCCAUGCACACACACACAGACACACACACACACAUAGAGGAUCGACCUCUACUGAUACGGCAGCAGAAGCUUGUGAGCCUGCUGUGGGUAUAACUGUGAGAUCACUGACACACACACACACACACUAGCAUUUACCAUCUCACCAAUGAAGACAAAUGUGAACCACAGUCCAUCUAAAUGCACCCCCUUCCUUGCUUUCUUCUUCUUUUAUCUAUUUAUUUCAAAUCUCCUGUAUGUAAUGGAGUGAUAGCUGAGAAAAAAGGACAAUGUGCCAAAAAGUAAAACUUUUAAUUGUUCUUUUUUAAAAAAACAAAAAAGCUUUUCUUUUGGACUCUUUCUGUUGAGAUGUUUAAGCUGUUAGAAUCAGCACUAUGGUGCCACCUCCUGGGAAUCUUGAGUACUGCAGGUUAGCUCAUACACUGGAUGUACAGCAUUGACACUUUUUUCGGUGAGAAAAAAAAAAGAUUCAGAUACAUUUUUAUGUUUUGUAAAAGAAUAUACAGACCUGAUUGAUGAUUUUAUGGUAUUUUCAUCUACAUUUUUAUUCCUAUUUUGAAUUAAAGUAUUAAUGUGAUUUUUCGCUUGAAGUACAUGAAAGGUGUGAC
This is a messenger RNA of Sardina pilchardus (European sardine), 10726 nucleotides long. RefSeq names its product SH3 and multiple ankyrin repeat domains 3a (gene shank3a). Gene Ontology annotation, cellular component: postsynaptic membrane; postsynaptic density; dendritic spine. Gene Ontology annotation, molecular function: ionotropic glutamate receptor binding; synaptic receptor adaptor activity. NCBI's taxonomy places the organism in Eukaryota, Metazoa, Chordata, Actinopteri, Clupeiformes, Clupeidae. The record is from RefSeq and is a predicted model, not a curated record.